UUCUGAUCUGCAUGAGUCAUCCGAAUGCCCUACAUGGAUGGAGUUCUCUUUAAUUGGAGACCACUCUGUGCAGCUGGGGAUAGUUCCACAUCUAGACAGGAGCUAAAAACGAGUGGGUAACUCCAGGAAAAUUCUCACUGUUUGAUGUCCUAUCAGAAGUCCAUCAGUAAGACGGUCCAUGAAGGAGGAGAUUUUAACGUCAGCUGUAAAUACCCACAAUUGUUUAGGAGUGAGACCAAGUUUGUCUGCAAAGGACUUCAACCUGCUUCAUGUCCUUAUAAAGAAUCUGUUAAAGACAGUAAAAAAACAUUAAAUGUGAGGAAAUACUUCCUGUAUGAUGACAGAACAAAACAAAUCUUCACUGUGAGUAUUAGAAAUGUAACUGAGCAGGAUUCUGGUGAAUACUGGUGUGGAGCUGAAGCAGCCUGGACAUCUGAUCAUGGAUACAAGGUUUAUUUCACACAGAUCAACCUGAUAGUUACUGAUUCACCGCAGUUUCAACCUCAAUACCUACACAACCUUCACCACUUUUGUCUUCAUCAUCAUCAUCAUCAUCAUCAUCAUUGUAUGUACUCCAGCUUCUCCUUCAGGAGGAUUUUCAACUUCCACUGUGAUCAAUGUAGGUGUAAUUCUGCUGCUACUUCUGAUUGGAAUCUCAGUCCUGCUUGUGAUUCUACAAAAAGGACAAAAGAUGAAAGGUUCCUCCCGCUCUCUGUGAGUAUGAGGAAAUUAAAGACACCAGACGACUUUCUGCCUCAGACACUGGAUUUUCCACCAUUUACGCUACUCCUCAACUACACACAAUCCAAUUAUGCAAACACAGAGUUACCUGCAAGCGACUGUGAUCCUAUUGUUUAUUAUACUGUUUAAGUUCUCACAAACCCUCCUGAUCAGGACUUUUACUCCACAGUUCAGUUACACUAACGUCCCUCUGAUAGAGAACAGCAGAAAGUUUGAUGUAGCAACAGUUUUCACAACACAACCACCAGCUCUAAUGAUGUAGUAAGGCAGAUUUUUUUUUGCCAAGUGAAUACAAUGCAGUCAGUUAUGGUGAUUCAUUUGACUCUUUUUUCAUCAUUUUAACUCUAAGUGGCAUUGAAAAUGUACUGUUUUGUUUAGAUAUUUAUUCUGCUUAUUCUCAUUGUUUUCCAUCUCCUGAACAAUGUGAAGCAAAAAGAUGUAGAUGGUUUAGUUGUGGUAUAGAAUGUCUUUAGGUUACGUAUGUAACCGUAGAUCCCUGAGGGUACAAGACACUGCGUCAAACCGCUUUGGGAAUGCCCCCGCAUUGUCCACGCUCUGAAUCACGUGUAAAAUCCACCCAAUUGGCAAGUCGUGACGUCAUCAGCGGGAGACGUUGCGUAAACCAGGAAGCUACAAAACGGCUGAGCGAUGGUAGGAGGCUUCUGAGGAAAAAGAAGGUAAGCACUUUCAGGGAUGCAGGGAGUAUAGUUGGCACUCGUUACCACUCCCCACCCCAUGAGGGAUGCGUCUGUCGUUAGCGUUACGUGAUGACAAGGUGCUCCCAGGAAGGGGCCUUAAGUCAGGAACCCUCCAUAUAUCCAAGGUUCGAAGAGCUCACCUCAAAACCUUGAUAGUACGUAGUGGCCUGCCCCCUCGGGAGAACCCUCUGUCCUUUUGGCCUUACAGUGAGUGGUUGGCCUUCUCUCACUCUCCUGACUGCUGUGAGAAUGGCUGCAAUCCGGGCGGGAGACAAUACUGCCCACAGCAUGGUCAAGUCCCAUACCACGCCCAAGUCCCAUACCAUCGGCCUCAAUCCGCCGUCCUUCUUCGGAACAACAAAGCACUGGCCGUAUUAGACCGACUCUCUGACAGAGGGAGGAACCAAUUUGAUGGCCCCUUUGCCUCAGGAGGAUGCGUACUUCUUGCUCCAGGACCAGAGCCUGCUCGGGGCCCACCCUGGGGGUCUUGGUUUUUUUUUUCCAACCUACUUCACUCCUGGGAGACCUAGACACCUCGGUCUGUUGGUCUGGGGGAAAAAAAAAAACGGUAGGCCCCGGGGCAGAGGCUGUGCUACAGGACGCAGGAAAUGCUCCUCCAGCUUGCUGGAAAUGCAUUGCUUCCGCUACUCAUCGAGCCAAGCUAUCAUUAGCUUAGCAACGAUCCAUGUCACUACCUCCAGGAGCUCCUUGAGGCUGUGAGGAGUCCAUGGGCUUGCUAGCAUUCUAAAAAUUUUCCUCUUUGGAGGAAGAAAUCAUGAGCACCACGUUACAUGUGCCGGAAGAAGGAACCGCCGAUGUGGUGCUUUCCCCGGGAGCACGGCCCAGCAGGAGAGGCUGGAGAGGACUCAUCUAUCUCCAUGCCUUCCGCUAGGUCGGCCUACGAGCCCCACGACCUUCGGCGCCGCUUCACUUCGGCAAAAGCGGGACCUGUGUCGCGAGGGAGAGCGCUUACCUCGGAGAGCGCUCUCUGGGAGUGCAUAGCCGCACGGCUAAAAAUGAUAACAGUUGACACUCUCUCGAGCCGACUAAGCAAGCUCCAAAGCUAAGCAAACAACACAUCGGCUGUGUGUAUCCCCCCUGAAUAAAGCGGGGCAAGAAGGAACACACACAGUCGGAAUUCUGCUUGCAUUUAAAGCUCAUGACUGCACAGAUCCACACACAAAGCGCUUACCUUGUAUUUCCUGAGCUGGGCUUUUGUUUUAGUAUUCCUGAGAAGAUUUAGUUUUCCCCUUUUUUUCCUGUGGAUUUCUGUUAUUUGUUUCUGGACAAAUAGACUUCCUUGUGAUAGAUUUCUUGACAUUAUCAUUUUCUCUCUAGUUGUUCUUGCACUGUUGUGGGCCUGACUGAAAAAACAGCUUUAAUGAGGGAAAUAGGGUGAUAACCUGAGCAGAUAUUCUUCCACAGUGAUACA
Molecule: messenger RNA, 2871 nt
Organism: Silurus meridionalis
Lineage: Eukaryota; Metazoa; Chordata; Actinopteri; Siluriformes; Siluridae
Exons: 4
Coding region: 145-870 (241 amino acids)
Source: RefSeq, a predicted model, not a curated record